Carlito syrichta (Philippine tarsier) is the source of this 2476-nucleotide messenger RNA. RefSeq names its product cyclin D2 (gene CCND2). Gene Ontology annotation, cellular component: cytoplasm; cyclin-dependent protein kinase holoenzyme complex; nucleus. Gene Ontology annotation, biological process: regulation of cyclin-dependent protein serine/threonine kinase activity; positive regulation of G1/S transition of mitotic cell cycle; mitotic cell cycle phase transition. NCBI's taxonomy places the organism in Eukaryota, Metazoa, Chordata, Mammalia, Primates, Tarsiidae. The record is from RefSeq and is a predicted model, not a curated record. The transcript has 6 exons. Gene Ontology annotation, molecular function: cyclin-dependent protein serine/threonine kinase regulator activity. The annotation marks the transcript as partial.
CCGUCCCCCCUGCUCCGGCGGCGGCCGCCGAGGCUGCGGCGCGCUUCCUUCUCGCCUCCCCCCUCCUCCCCACCUCUCUCCACCCGCCCCCCGAUAGCGGCCCCUGCGCCGCGGGGACACCCCCGGACAAUUUUUCCAAUUAUGACGAAAUCCAAAAAAGAGCGAGCGAGCUCGAGUGCGCGACGGAGUCGCCGAGGGCGCGUCGCGGGGCCGCGGCAGCCACUGCGCGUUUCCCGGCCUCCCCGCCCGGGGCCGUCUGCGAGGAGCAGAAGUGCGAAGAGGAGGUCUUCCCUCUGGCCAUGAACUACCUGGACCGCUUCUUGGCCGGGGUCCCGACUCCGAAGUCCCAUCUGCAGCUGCUGGGUGCCGUCUGCAUGUUCCUGGCGUCCAAGCUCAAGGAGACCAUCCCGCUGACCGCCGAGAAGCUGUGCAUCUACACCGACAACUCCAUCAAGCCGCAGGAGCUGCUGGAGUGGGAGCUGGUGGUGCUGGGAAAGUUGAAGUGGAACCUGGCGGCCGUCACCCCCCAUGACUUCAUCGAGCACAUCCUGCGCAAGCUGCCCCAGCAGCGGGAGAAGCUGUCUCUGAUCCGCAAGCACGCGCAGACCUUCAUUGCCCUGUGCGCCACCGACUUUAAGUUCGCCAUGUACCCGCCCUCGAUGAUCGCAACUGGCAGCGUGGGCGCGGCCAUCUGCGGACUCCAGCAGGAUGAAGAAGUGAGCUCGCUCACCUGCGAUGCCCUGACGGAGCUGCUGGCCAAGAUCACCAACACAGACGUGGAUUGUCUCAAAGCCUGCCAGGAGCAGAUCGAGGCUGUGCUCUUGAACAGCCUUCAGCAGUACCAUCAGGACCAGCGCGAUGGGUCCAAGUCAGAGGAUGAACUGGACCAAGCCAGCACCCCUACAGACGUGCGGGACAUCGACCUGUGAGGAUGCCAGUCGGGCCGCAAGAGAGAGGCGCGUGCGUCCUCUCCUCUCUCCUUCUCUCUGGUUAUAUUUUGUUCUUUGUGUUUUAGGAUGAAACUUAAAAAAAAAAAAAAAAAUCCUGCCCCCACCUAGAUCAUAUUUAAAGAUCUUUUAGAAGUGAGAGAAAAAGGUCCUAUAAAAAUUGAAUAAUUAAAAGCAUCUGGUGCCUAUUCAAAGUACAACAUAAGGGAAUCCCUUGUAUAUGCGAACAGUUACUGUUUGAUUAUGUAAAAGUAAUAGUAAAAUGCUUACAGGAAAACCUGCAGAGUAGCUAGAGAAUAUGUAUGCCUGCAAUAUGGGAACAAAUUAGAGGAGACUUUUUUUUUUUCAUGUUAUGAGCUAGCACAUACACCCUCUUCUAGUAUAAUUUCAAGGAACUGUGUACGCCAUGUAUGGCAUGAUUAGAUUGCAAAGCAAUGAACUCAAGAAGGAAUUAGAAAUAAGAAGGACGCGAUGGGGAGGAAGUACAAAACAAUCUCUCAACAUAAUCGGACCAUUUUGGAUGCAGAAGCACCUUGCUCCCAGCCGCCUGUUACUAAGUAGGGAGUGUGGUUGGACCUCUACAUGACGUCCUCUUGCUGCCUACAGUAGCUGCUACCUUCAAAAGAUGUUUUAUUUUGUCAGUUGGACGCAGGUGAUUGGCUCCUGGGUUUCAUGUUCUGUGACACCCUGCUUCUUCUUCCAAACGCGGUUCAUUGCAGACACCACCAUGUUGUUAUCUAAUGGGGAAAUUUAGCAGCUACAGCCCAUAACCCAAACUUGUAUGAAACGGAAGCUGAUGGAGACCAAGGGUGGGAUCCGGAAUGGAAUCUUUUCUCCUAGUGUGUGAAGCAGGGCAAUGUGACCUUGGCAUCCCUUAUUAGAAAAAAAACGAAUUUCUGGUGCUGAUUGGCAUGUUUGGUCCACAGUUUAGCAUUGCUAUAAACCAUUCCAUUCGAAAAGCACUUUGAAAAAUUGUUCCUGGGGGAUGAUGGGAUGGUUUAUGCAAAUCAUGCUGAAUACCCCUCCCCUCUCCUCCUUUGCCCCCUCCCUUCCUGCCCUCAGUCUGGGUUACUCUUCACUCCUGGUAUCUGACAUUCUCUGGUACAUAGAUCUGGUAACCCUCCCAGGACUUGUGAGACACCCCUUUCCGCUGACAUUCCCACCACAACAUUCCUCGGAAAAGCCUAAAAACAGUUACCAUUUUGAUGGCACAGAAGGAUCUUAAUUCCCAACUAUAUACUUCUCCUUUGGAUGUGGGAAGGAAAGUUACUGCUGGUGCAAAGACAGAUGGCUGAACAACAGGGUGUGGCAUUUUGUUCCCUUUUCCUUUUUUUUUUUUUUUGUUAAUUUUAUAGCAAAGUUGUAUUCAGCGUACUUGAAUUUUUUUUUUUUUUCUCCUCUCCACUUCUUAGAGGCAUUCAGUUAGCAAAGAGGUUGGAGCAACAACUUUUUUUUUUUUUUUUUGCACAAUUAUAAUUGACAGGUAAUGAAGCUAUUUGUUAAAAUAUUUGCCUUUUUUAAGUAAAAAA